CUGUCAGCGGGAACGAGCAGCCAGAAAGUGGGAGGGUUUGCGCGCGGCCGUUGUGUUCGGAUUGACUGCGCGCCCCCUCCCGGUGUAGCCGUUAGCUCGGUGUCCGGUCGAUGUUUUAGCGGCGGAGCGUGGACUGGAAGUGGGAUGAUAGUGUUGUAAACGUCGAGCCAGGGUUCAGCGACCGAGAGAGGACCAGCAGCCGCUCCGCCCCGGGACAGAACAGAGAUAAGGACACACUGACCUGAGAGCUGCAGGUGAAAGGCUCGUAUCCUCAAACCUGUUUCUGGGUUUACCUGACAGGUGAGAGGCUGAGUGAGCGAGCGAGCCCGUGAGAGAAGCACACACACAGAGAGAGAGAGAGAGACCAUGGAUCACCAGAGACAGAGGACUCUGUCCACAUCAGGAGAAUCGCUGUACGCCGUGCUCGGGGUCAACAAGAACGCCACUACGGAGGACAUCAAGAAAUGCUACAGGAAGCUGGCACUGAAGUUUCACCCAGACAAAAACCCGGACAACCCCGAAGCAGCAGAGAAGUUUAAGGAAAUCAAUAACGCCCACUCCAUCCUGGUGGACGCCACCAAGAAGAACAUCUACGACAAAUACGGUUCCCUGGGGCUGUACGUGGCCGAGCAGUUCGGAGAGGAGAACGUCAACACCUACUUUGUUCUGUCCAGCUGGUGGGCCAAGGCCCUGUUCGUCUUCUGCUGCCUGGCCACCGGCUGUUACUUCUGCUGCUGCCUGUGCUGCUGCUGUAACUGCUGUUGCGGCAAGUUCAAACCUCACCCGCCAAUGGACCAGGACCCCGAGUUCUACGUCUCCCCUGAGGACCUGGAGGCCCAGAUGACGGCUGAGGAGAGAGAUGGCGGCGACCCCAUCGUGAUGCAGCCAUCUUCAGCCACAGAAACCACUCAGCUCACCUCUGAUGCCCACCAAAGCUACAAGACCGACGCAUACUAAACACGCACACACACACACACACACACACACACACACACACACACACACACACACACACACACUCUCUCUCUCCUGGAAAUCCCACUCAGCUUCACUCACAAUGAGCUCAGCCCAGAUUUUCCCUUUUUCACGUUUCCAUGUUUGAAUGUCUGAGGUGAAACGAGGAAGAGGAGGGAGGAAAUCUGGAGGAGGAAGAGAAACAAACACUUGCAGUAACGCUCUGGUUUGAACCUCACAGUUUAUUAUUUAUCCAGAUUCACGGUUAAUGUUCAGAUGAAAGUAUAGACAGGAAGUGACACACUGACUGUCUUAGCUGGGCGCCAGUGAGGCAGCUUCUUCUCAGGUCUGAGGUUUCAUCAGGUAACCAACAGGUGAACAAGGUCAGGGUGAAACGCUGCGUCACUUUUUACCAUCCAAUCACUGGAGGGAAGGCGGGACAAAUGCUAAACCAACCCACCGUCACGGCCUGCUCGUCUAACAGUUUUCACUUCCUCACCGGUGAGAGUUGUUACUAAAAAAGUAACUACACAUACUGCAUUACUUUGAGGAAAAGUAACAAGUAUGUUACCUAAUUACUCACUGAAGAAAGUAACUAGACUAUUUGUUACAUUACUUUCUCAUCACUCUGCAAAAUGACCUGAAACUCAUCGUCUCACAAUCUACGGUGGCCCUGAGAGGUCAAACGCACUGCAACUCAGUGACAAGCUAAUAAUACGUGGCUAAUAGCAAACAUCCUCUGCUUUUUAUUCAGCACGUCUCAGUGCGACACGUUAACGUCUCCAUCACGUCUCCGUCACGUUAAUGUCUCCAUCACGUCUCCGUCACGUUAACGUCUCCAUCACGUCUCCGUCACGUUAACGUCUCCACCACGUCUCCGUCACGUUAAUGUCUCCGUCACUUUAACGUCUCCAUCACAUCUCCAUCAUGUUAACGUCUCCAUCACAUCUCCAUCAUGUUAACGUCUCCAUCACAUCUCCAUCAUGUUAACGUCUCCAUCACAUCUCCAUCAUGUUAACGUCUCCAUCACAUCUCCGUCACGUUAACGUCUCCAUCACAUCUCCAUCAUGUUAACGUCUCCAUCACAUCUCCGUCACGUUAAUGUCUCCAUCACAUCUCCAUCAUGUUAACGUCUCCAUCACGUCUCCGUCACGUUAACGUCUCCAUCACAUCUCCAUCAUGUUAAAGUCUCCAUCACGUCUCCGUCACGUUAACGUCUCCACCACGUCUCCGUCACGCGUUAAUGUCUCCGUCACUUUAACGUCUCCAUCACAUCUCCGUCACGUUAACGUCUCCAUCACAUCUCCAUCAUGUUAACGUCUCCAUCACGUCUCCGUCACGUUAACGUCUCCACCACGUCUCCGUCACGUUAAUGUCUCCGUCACUUUAACGUCUCCAUCACAUCUCCGUCACGUUAACGUCUCCAUCACAUCUCCAUCAUGUUAACGUCUCCAUCACGUCUCCGUCACGUUAACGUCUCCACCACGUCUCCGUCACGUUAAUGUCUCCGUCACUUUAACGUCUCCAUCACAUCUCCAUCAUGUUAACGUCUCCAUCACAUCUCCAUCAUGUUAACGUCUCCAUCACAUCUCCAUCAUGUUAACGUCUCCACCACGUCUCCAUCACGUUAAUGUCUCCGUCACUUUAACGUCUCCGUCACGUUAAUGUCUCCAUCACAUCUCCAUCAUGUUAACGUCUCCAUCACAUCUCCAUCAUGUUAACGUCUCCAUCACAUCUCCAUCAUGUUAACGUCUCCAUCACGCCUCCGUCACGUUAACGUCUUCGCAAAUCAGUUUUUGGGAUGUUUCUGUUUGCUGGUGUUUUGAGUUGCCGUGGAGUUGUCCUCUCAGAGUCGGCGUAUUAACAUCAACCUGAGCCUACAGUCCCACACACAAACACAGAGAUGAAACCAGCCCAAAGCCACGGUGAUAAAAGACGGUGUAAAAACAUGAUGUUGUGGCAACAGAGGCUGACUCUUCAUCACAGCCAGGCUCUGGCUGCCGGGCUGGAGUCUGCAUACACUCGGCUUUAACAUCACUCGGGGUUCUUUGUGUUUGUGCAGAUGUUAGCAGCAUAAUGCAGCUGUUUCUGUCAGUCUGCACUCGCCCAGCACACGCCUGGUAGUUCUGACCGCUCCGCCAUUUUCCUCCAUCAGCUGAUUGCCAUGGGAAUAAAAACGUCGUGUUUAGUUUUUAAUUUUUUCUUCCUGCCGUGCUGAUAGCUGAAGAACUUUUGUAAUGCGAGUAACAGCAUAGUAGUAACUGUAUUGUGAUUACAGUAACGCGUUACACAAACACUGAGCGACGGAGAUCAGGGGAGAGCACGCCAUCAAACAUGGAGUCACGUUUCCGUGAGAGAGCGCCGAGCACGCAGUUACUAAAUCACUAAAUAAAAUAAUGAAACGUCAUGGACAGCACACACAGUGGGACGGCUCUCUUCCACUCAGUUACUUUUUAUUCUAAGAGUAAUCACACUACUGUAGUUUCUCAGCAGUAAUUAAGCUCCAGUUUCCUCCUCCGAGCUUCGUCCCUUCUCCUCCUCCUCCCUUCAUGUUUAUGGUCUUCCACAGGUGAAGGAUUGAGGAGCUGUGUGUCUGCGUGCUCACUGAUCGAGACCCGUUUUUGUUGUAGUUUUGUGUGCGGGGGUAACAAUGCUGUACAUGUGGUGUAAGUUUAGACCUCACCGUUCUUCCCUCUGUCUCUAGGUUUGCUUUUCCUUCUUUUUAUUUAUGGUGUUAAUGAAGGGACGCUUUCACAUCCAAAGUCUUAUUAUUGUUCAGACGAGAAGUUUUCUAGCAGAACAAUCAGUUUGUACCAAUCAGACAAGUUUUAUUUUGUAGGCUUUUAUUUGUCACAGAAGUUUCCUGUUUGUUCGUGUCUGUAGAUUGAUUUUUGUAAAAACAAAAAACAAAGAAAAAAAGAUGACGUUGAACCAAACAGGCUAAAGUUCUUCACCGCAUCUCGAUGCUCGAUCAGACACUCGUUGUGUCCAUAUGUAUCGAUGCGAGCGGCCGAGUCCACUCCUGACCGGUCUGAGCGAAACUGCAGGUCUGUGAAGACCAGAGGUUUUAUUUUCCAAAACACAUUUAAGUUCCUGUGUUCCUGUUUUCACGUUGACCCCAUCGCUGGGUUAAAAAAGCUUCUGAAUGAGCUUCAGUGAAACCUGCAGACGCCUCGUUACCUGAUUGGCUGACCAAACCUGGAGUCGGCACAUUUCUAUCAUCGAAUAAUGAAAACUGAUGUAUGUAAGAAGAUAGCAGCCACAUGGUGAUAAUACUGAUGCAUUAUUUAAUUUAUUUUGAUUUUCUGAUCUUUGUAAUGAUUGAUGAACUAGCCGCUGUGUGAGGAAGAUGUAGACACCUUUAGAUGUGAACCGUUCUGAUGGCGAGGUGACAAAUGGCAGACGUGCUGUACAUACACGCAGAGGCGUAGAGGUUUGUGUUUGUAGUGUGGACGUUUGCCUGAACCGAGUAUCUGAUGUACUGUUGUAAAAUAAAUGUUUCUGAUGCUUCGGA
Messenger RNA from Oreochromis aureus, 4468 nucleotides. RefSeq names its product DnaJ (Hsp40) homolog, subfamily C, member 5ab (gene dnajc5ab). The record is from RefSeq and is a predicted model, not a curated record. Lineage: Eukaryota; Metazoa; Chordata; Actinopteri; Cichliformes; Cichlidae. The transcript is spliced from 5 exons. The coding region runs from base 367 to 957 and encodes 196 amino acids. Gene Ontology annotation, cellular component: membrane; presynapse; intracellular membrane-bounded organelle. Gene Ontology annotation, biological process: regulation of synaptic vesicle cycle.